AAACACCGCAAACGGUUAUUAUUUAAUUGUGUUGUAUUCUUUUCUGAUAUGAAACCAAGAAAGAAUAACUGCACUGAAUGAUUUGUUCCGAUCUCAUUCAGCACAUCCCAUUAUAUCACGUGAUAGCGCGACAUUGCAGCACGCGUUUUCCCAGGCAGAAGCGCGGGUUUGAUCUGCGACGCAGAACUGAAUCUACACCACUCCUUCGAUUGUCAAGGCAUUGGUAUACACAGUGGACGCUCAAGGCGCUCGCAAGACAGUCACUAUCAUGGGCGCCGAUAAUGAGCUCUCCGAAUUCGAAAAGCAGCGUCUCGCGAACAUCGCCGAGCGUGAUGCGCUCCUCAAGAAGCUGACCCAGGACGCCCAGUCGUCCGGCCUCUUCCCACCCAAAUUAGCGAGAAGCUCACCAGGGGGUCAGACAAAGCCGAAGAAGAAGCCUCCUCCGAAGAAGAUUAAGAAGGAAGAUGAGGACCUAGUACCGCGGCGCAUGUCCUCGCGGUUGAGAGGGCUCGCGGCGGAUAGCGAGGUUGCGAAACGCAAGGCGGACGAGCAGUACGAGGCUGCGCAGCAGGCGGAGCGGGCGAAGAGAGUUCGCAAGUCGGAUGCGUUCUCUUUCAGUGAGAUGCUUGUGUCCGGGCAGAAGCUCAGCGGUGACAGUCUAAUCGGGGUGGAUGUGGUGACGAAGGGAGUUGCGAUGCCGUAUCAGCGGACUUUUGGUGAUGAGGAUAUCAAGAAGACGACAGAUAAGGAGCUGAAGGCGCUGAGGGAGGAAAUGAGCGGGUUGCGGCUGUGGGAGGCGUGGGAACCUCAUCGCAUCAAGCUCACCCCCGAACGAAUCUACACGAUGACGUUCCACCCAUCAGAGGCCAAGCCCUUGAUCUUCGCCGCAGACAAGAUGGGCAACCUCGGUGUCCUAGACGCCUCGCAAGAGAAGCCAAUCUCAGCCGUCAAGCAGGAAGACGACGAAGACGCAGAGGACGAUGACCCAGACCCAGUCCUGACCACUCUCAAACCACACACACGGACCAUCAGCUCCAUGCACAUCCACCCCUCAAAGCCAACCCAUCUCUACAGCGCCAGCUACGAUAGCUCCAUCCGCGAGCUGGACCUGGAAAAGACGACCUCAGUCGAGAAAUACGCCCCAGAGUCAACCUCAGAUGACAUCCCCAUAUCUGGCAUCGACAUGGCAGCCGACGACCCCAACACCCUCUACUGGACAACCCUAGACGGCGCCUUCGGCCGCUACGACACCCGCGCCUCGCGCAGAAGCGCCGUAGCCACCUGGCAACUCUCCGAGAAGAAAAUCGGCGGCUUCUCGCUCUUCCCAACCCACCCGCACUUCUUCGCAACCGCCUCUCUCGACCGCACCAUGCGACUCUGGGAUAUACGCAAGCUCUCCCACGAGGAACCCGUUCCGGUAGGCGAGCACGUCAGCCGGCUCUCGGUCUCCCACGCCGCAUUCAACAGCGCCGGCCAGAUCGCGACAUCCUCCUACGACGACACGCUCAAGAUCUACGACUUCGGUUCCAAGGGCAUCGCCUCCUGGAAACCGGGGCACACCCUCUCCGACGCCGAAAUGAAACCCGACACUGUCGUCCGCCACAAUUGCCAGACGGGACGAUGGGUGACCAUUCUCCGUCCACAAUGGCAAGCAAACCCGCAAUCCCCUAUCCAGCGCUUCUGCAUCGGAAACAUGAACCGUUUCGUAGACGUGUACAGUAGCUCCGGUGACCAGCUCGCUCAGUUAGGAGGUGAGGGUAUCACCGCCGUUCCUGCUGUGGCUGUCUUUCACCGCAGCACGAACUGGAUCGCAGGCGGUACUGCCAGCGGUAAGAUAUGUCUGUGGAUGUGAGUGCACUUCGGGAGAUGGCGAUAGACACAUGUGGCUGUUGCGGAUAUUGUUUGGCAUUCUAGUUUAGGGCUUUUUGAGUGGCCGUGUUUUGAGGUGUAUAUCUACUUGCAAGUAUCCCCAUGAUAAGCGUAUGUGAGCGACGGGAGUUGAACACGAUUCAGUCUCGGAAGACAGAUUGAUCCCUUCACUCGUCUACAAUCCAUA
Molecule: messenger RNA, 2056 nt
Organism: Aspergillus novofumigatus IBT 16806
Lineage: Eukaryota; Fungi; Ascomycota; Eurotiomycetes; Eurotiales; Aspergillaceae
Product: WD domain protein
Exons: 3
Coding region: 269-1852 (527 amino acids)
Biological process (GO): regulation of DNA damage checkpoint
Cellular component (GO): nucleus
Molecular function (GO): protein binding; DNA binding
Source: RefSeq, a predicted model, not a curated record